Solenopsis invicta (red fire ant) is the source of this 7989-nucleotide messenger RNA. RefSeq names its product calcium/calmodulin-dependent protein kinase kinase 1. The transcript is spliced from 10 exons. Gene Ontology annotation, biological process: positive regulation of protein kinase activity; intracellular signal transduction; protein phosphorylation. The record is from RefSeq and is a predicted model, not a curated record. Gene Ontology annotation, cellular component: cytoplasm. The coding region runs from base 874 to 3174 and encodes 766 amino acids. Lineage: Eukaryota; Metazoa; Arthropoda; Insecta; Hymenoptera; Formicidae. Gene Ontology annotation, molecular function: calcium/calmodulin-dependent protein kinase activity; ATP binding; calmodulin binding.
GGCAGACCAGUCAAACCAGUUAGUCGACCGAGCGACGCGGGUGGCGACGGUCGAUCGUCGUAGACUACUAUUUUCAUCGACUCCGCUUUCAAGCUCGUAGAAAACACUGCAAAGAGUAACUGAGGAAGCCGGAAGGGGUUGGUGAUCAUGCGUACGUAAGGAGGAGUAAUCUCGUGUCGGAUACGAUGCCGCGAAAAUUCUCGCUUCAAACAACCCUUCGACGACGACCAACGCGUAUCUCGAUCGGCUCGCACCCCUAUCGACGCGUCACGCUUUCGAUCGUGAGAAAAAAGGGAGACUCGACCAAUCUCGCUGCUUAUUCUCAACCUAUCGGUGUCCUCGGUGAAGGACACCCUUUCUUUGCUGGAAGAGAUCUCCCGGCGCGAUUAGUCGGGAGGAAAACGAAUAAAGAGAAAAGUUCCUGUGAGAGAUUGCUACCCUCGCCUGAUGUAGCAAAGACGAACGAAGCAUCCCCUCCAAAGACUAUCAGAGAUAGAUCGUUUCAGGACUCGACACGAAGAAUUUAAAGAGCCAAUUUCAUCGGACGGCAACUGCAUCGUGCGUUGAAAAGCGAGAAAUCGGUAUAGAGGACCAAUCAACGAUUCGGAAUUGCAUCGCGACUAGUAUCGAUUUACGAGUCCGAAAAGAACGUUAAUUAUGACCCGUUGCAAUUAAGAUUACGCACGAGUGACAAGUGCACGUGACAAAUUGACGAGUGUCCGCGAAUAAACGCGGCGAACGAGGUAAUUGAAUCGUCAGAUCGAGAUUAAGUGCGAGAAAGAAUGAAGCUUACGCAAUCAGUGUCGAACGAACCUUUUAAUCGGCGCUUAAUGAGUGCCACGUGAGUGUGCGGAAAAGAGGACAGCUAUCGAGAUGAAACCAGGAGAUAACAUGACUAUGGAAGCUUGCAACGUAGCUGGAUGGAAUGACGUAGGUAGUCCACGAAAGUAUCGGCCACCGCGAAUCGGCGACAUUCCACGAGGUUCUGCGGUUGAUAGCUCUCCCACAAAUUCACCCACUACAAAGAAAGAUUCUGACACUGAACAAUUGUCGUCGGAUGCGCCAGGCCCAUCAAAGACACUGGCGAGCCCGGAGUAUAUUCAAGAAGUACGCAAAGAUAGCGCACUGUAUCUUGAAGAGGGAGAAGGUGCGCUAAAGACUGUGACGCAGACCAGCAAUGAUGUUCUCCGAAGACAGAGCAGCGGCUACGUGAGUCGUCGAGAUAGCCUGGACGACAACAGGAGAAAUUCCACGACAAGUGGUGACACGCAACAGCAAGAUAAGGAGAGACACAAAUCGAAAUCGAUACCUCUUGGAGCCUUAAUUAAGGAUCUUGCUGGUAGAAAAGAGGAAAACAUUGAGGAAAAUAUUGAAAACAUUGAGCCGUCCGCGGAUACAGCGAAGGAGAAAAUGCCGACGACGGAGGUACACAGAAAGGUGUCGAGCUCCGAUCUCGACAUGCCCAAUGUUGAUGAGGUGAAGGAGGUCGCCAGAGAGAAAACUUUGCCCCGACAAAGUCAACGUUUCGAGACCACCGAGAUCACCGACGGACUGUCGACACGUCUAAGCGAUAUGCAAGUGACGUCUAUCUUCAAGAACCCCAAUAUUUACCUCCCGCGCAAUAGCGGCAAAAAUGCACCAUCGGACGAGGCGGCCACGAUUCAGCGAGUUGACACAGUCAUCGAUCAUUCUAGCGGCGACUCGAAUUGUAAGAAUGUGCACAAGACAAACGUGGAAACUAUUAUUGCCUCGGAUAAUAAUCGGACAGUAGAUUUGAGAAAAUUAUCCUUGCCCGACGAAGCAGGACCGAGCCAGCGACUGUUCGAGAAAGCUGAUGUCACCUACAAAUCCGUUCAUUCUCGCUACCCUCACGCCAGCCCUCAUAGAUCGCCCAGGAAACGCAUCAGAGCGCUCAACAGGGAAUGCUCCGUCGAUAGCCAGCAUCACCAGCAUGACGGUCAACAAGUGAAUCAAUACAAAGUGCUGAAUGAGAUUGGAAGGGGUUCUUUCGGUGUUGUGAAGAAGGUUUACAACGAGGAGGACGGUGCGUAUUACGCCAUGAAGAUAGUUAGCAAGAGGAAAUUAAUGAAGAAAACGGGGAUAUUUGGGAAGAUACCACCGCGCAGAGCGGGCGCCGAUCCCUUGGCCAAAGUUUACAGGGAGAUCGCUAUCCUAAAAAAACUCGAUCAUCCCAACGUUGUGAAACUUGUCGAGGUGCUGGACCAUCCCGACAAGGACAAUCUCUACCUGGUCUUCGAACUAGUUCACAGGGGUGAAAUCCUUCUUAUACCCACCGACAAACCUCUGAACGAGGCAACGGCAAGGCGUUAUUUCCGCGAUGUUGUCAUGGGAGUCGAAUAUUUGCAUUACCAGAAAAUAGUGCAUCGUGACAUAAAACCAAGCAAUUUACUAGUGGACAGAGACGACAGGAUUAAAAUUGCUGAUUUGGGCGUCAGCACGGAACUAAGAGAAUCUGGAGAAUUAUUGAUAGGACAUGCUGGAACACCGGCCUUCGCGGCGCCCGAAACAACCGUUGCUAACGCGCAGUACUUGGGACCGCCCUGCGAUAUAUGGUCGAUGGGGGUAACGCUGUACGCGCUUGUGAUCGGAGAUCUUCCUUGGCGCGCUUCCGAUAGUACAGCUAUUCAAGAGAACGUUCGUUCGAAACCGCUCGUGUUCCCUGACAAUCACUUGUCUUCGGAAUUGCGAUAUCUAAUUGAGGGAAUGCUGGAUAAAUCGCCGGAAACCAGGCUUAUACUCCCGAAGGUAAAGCAGCACCCAUGGCUGACGAAUAACGCGACCGAACCACUGCCGGCUGAGGUAGACAACUGCCGCUUACGGGUCACCGUCACUGAGGAAGAGGUCAUAAGACUCGGCACUUUACUCCUCGUUAAGAAUAUGCUGAAACAGCACAGCUUUCAGAAUCCAUUUCUGCCUAAGCGACUCGGGCGGACAGCGGACAACGACGCCGGCACGGUAUCGCCGGUGGGCGAAGCAAAAGGUGGUGCAUCUCCCUCGCCGAAGAGCGACGCGAUGAGAGACGCGAAGGCGGAACGUUUUCACGAGGCCGGGAGAAGCAAUUCCGCUCCGGAUUCCUACGAUUGGCACACAAGCGGCAGACAGCUAUCGGUGGAAAAUCCCUUAUCGCCUGUGACGGAAAACGAGAGGAGGUAGUGCCACUGUCCGAUAGAAGUAGCACGAAAUCCCAAGCGAAAAACGGGCCGUCGUUAAACGGAAGAUAGAUCGGGACACAUCGUCGAUUACGAUCCAGCGAGCGAUCGUGACAUUGAAAGGCGAAAUCGUCGAACGAACCAACGAAAAUUUAAUCUUCCAGAGAACCGUCGUUAUCGAUUUCACUCUCGUCGCUUGUACCGUCAGAACCACGGGGCAUUGCCUUCAGUUUUACAGGUAAGAGCUCCGUGAGUUAUUUAUGAAUGCGCGAAAAUACCUAACCGGCGAGGCUGACGAAAAAGCGGAUCGAGGACUUGUUGAAAAUAUUUCUGAUAGAUCUCAAACGUUUUUAAUGUGUCUCAAAAUGUAACAUCGCGCUUAAACGUUUCGCGUUAUAUAAUAUUGUGCGUGAUAUCUAAGCUGCAUUCGCGGAGCGUGCUAUCAGCGCUAUUGCGUUAUUUUAUCCUUAUUUUACGUUAAAUGAUCGAUAGAAUGACGAAAUAUCACGCUCUCCGAACUCAUUCUUAGUGAUUGUACCUUUGACUGUUUAUUAUCAUUUGACCGCGGUAGAAUAGAAAGGAAGUUAAUUACGACUAAUCUUCGCACAUAAACAGCUUCAUCGUACAAUCCUCAAACAAAUAUGGAAGAAUCAUUAUUAUUAUAUUUGUUUAGUCAUUGGCUGCCAAUAUUUCCUACAUAAAUAAAGAAAUUCGGCAAAAUUGAUAAACUACAAUAAGGUAGCAUUGUAAUAAGUUAUUGUAAAUAAUCGAUCAAAUAUUAUUUCGUUGUAUUUUUUAUUCGGCAAUUUUUAAAAGCAAUUUGUAUCAAUAAUGGGGAAAAAAACAAAAAAAAACGCUUGUCGCUACUUUAUUAAAGAUUGACGAAACGAUAAAAUAUUUAUAAACAGCUACAUGUGUAAAAUCGCGUAAAAUAACAAAAGUGAAUACUUAAUGCAUUUAUUGCAGGAGGAUCCGAAAUUAAUACAUGCCUCGCCGGAGGUUUUCAUUCCAUUAAUAUGAUCAGGAAUGCGUGUCGUACACGCACGUUUGUAAAUAACGUAAGAAUUGAAAAUUGCGUACAUCUAAUCCAGUGCUAGAGAGAACCACUGAAAAAAACAUUUCAUGUUUUUUAUACGUUAUAAUAUAAAAAUGUCAUACCAAACGUUCCGCACCAACAAUAUACGUGCGCGAAUUAUUUUUUUCUCUUUUUUUUUGUGAAACUCGUUUUUGUUUUGCUAGUUACCAGGUUCGAUCAAAUUAAAGAAGAACAUUCAUCUUACAAAUAUUUAGAAUUACAAAUAUUUUGAUUUAUUCAAUGUUACUUUUUUCGCGUUAUUUUAAAUCAUAAUUUAAUUAAAUUGACAUAUAAAAAUAAAAUAUUUCAUGCACAUUAUCAAGUAAAUUAAUUUUUUUAAUAGAUUUUAUUAACGAGCAUAUCUUGAAUAUCAUGAUAAAUCUACAAAUUACAAACAUAUUUUAUAAAUAUAAAAAAAUUUUAAGAAGUUCUUUGUGUUUAGUAAAAAGUAAUUUGUAAAGAGAAUAUAAGAAAAAAUAUUUAAUUUAAGCGAAACAGAAACGAAUUACGUAUACUAAGAACCAAAAAAUUCUAAGGAUAAAAUUUUUUAAAUGAGAAAAGAGAAAAGGAGAGAGAAAAGAGAAAAUAUAUCUACAAAGAUUUUUUGGUUACAUCAUAUGGUUCUCUUCUAAACUGGAUUGACAGAUAGUAAAUUAACGGUCGUCCCAAAGAUAUAGGUAAAAUCUCUUGCACAUGAACGAUUUUCUUGCUCUACGAUCAACUUGCAUAGACACACGAGUAGUGAAAAAAUUUCUUGGAAAAAUAGUUAAUUUGAAAAUGUAUUAAAAUUUAAAUAUUUUUAAAAUAAUGAAAAGCUGAGGUUAAUGAUAUUACAGCAUUUAUAUAUACAAUAUGCAUAUCAAAUGAAAACAUAAUAAUUAUUCAUAUAUUUUUUAAUUUCAUACAAAAUUUUCUUUUCUUAUUUUCUCUUAAUUUGCGUAUCAUACAAUUUAUUUGAUUGUACGGUAUUUAUUUUACGCAGUACUAUAAUAAUUCCUCUGAAAUCGAUAUUCUUUCACCCCAUAUGCAUAUCGUGUAUAAACACGCACGUUUUAUACAUACACAUGAAAAUGGAACGUAUUGCGUUUUUAAAAUCAUCGUGACAAAAUAAUCUCUCAGCCUAUCCGAAUACAAGGUAUUCUAUCGACUCGACAAGUUUUCUGCUACGAAAUAAUCACGUGGAAAAAAAUCGCUCGUGUGCCUGAGGUCUUACUAUCGUUAUAAGUGUCUUUUGCAGUCCACUUAUUUCCAUUUAUAAGGCGCGUAGGUUGCAUAGAUAUUGUAUAUAAACGUAAAGGUGUACGUAUAUUGUAUUCAUAUUUUGUAUGUAUAAUAUUCAUAUUUUUUAAAAAGUAGGCUUGUAAACGAAAGCCCGCGAUACAACGACGCCUUGCUUCAGUUCGUGCCAUUAAAUAUACGGAUGAGCUCUUGUUUAAACUUUAUAUUAUGUAUAUACAUCAUUUAUGAUAUUGAUUUUAUAUAUUUUUAUGAUUAUAGACUUAUAUAAUUUUAAAUAAUUAUAUAAUACGUAUACAUAUACAUAUACAUGUAUAUAAACUAUAUAAAUUAACGGUAAACAAUGUAGGUCCCGUUCAUUUACAUGGUUUAAUAAAAAUGGUUUACUUUAAGUUAUAUUUUUAUAAGUAUAAUCUUAAGUUCUAAUUAUUAUAAUAAUAAAUUAUAAUUGCAACUUAUAAUUUGUUUAGGUUUUAAAUUUCAAUUAAAUUUAUUUUAAUUAUUUAAUAAUCAUACUUUGAUCAUUCAAAUCAAAAUAUUUUUUAUAUAAACAAAUGUCUCCAAUCACAGAAGACAAACUUUUUUUUAAUUGUUUUUUUAUCAACUUUCAUUUUCUUGACUCUUGGUGUUAAAUUACAAAUAAUUAAUAACUAUAAAUAAUUUGAUUAAGUUGUAUUUAAAAUUUAUGAUUUAUUACAUUAACGGCGCCGAACGCACGACCAAGAAAAGGCAACCAAAAAGAGAUUCGUGAUUUUGUCGGACCUUAUUGAGACACGGGGGACCAUAAUACAAAUGUAUAAAUUUAAGAGAUAGUUUUCAGAGCUCAUGGUAGCGGACGGUACUCAAGACGUAUCAUGUUCCGAACCUCGCGCACAUCUCAAUCUAUUUCAACAUUACAAUUGCCACACGGAGAUUUCGACGGACUUGUUAGUCGAUAGGGAUAAUUAUUGGUUGCAUCUUAUCGAGCACACACGUUUUCGUGACUUUUAUUUGGCCGUGGCAAAAUUCCAAGUCUAUGCGAACCGACGCAUCCUCCAUGUUCUUGCAUAGGCCAGGAAUAACGAGUCUUAUGAAAGUGACGACUUGAUCGCCAUCAGAAGAAAAACAAUAUACAUACACUUCCUGAUAUGUUUACCAGAUAUAUUCGGCGCAUCAUAAAUCAAGAUCUGCAUUGCAUCGUUGCCUGAUUAAUCCUAAAUACGCCUGUCUAAUGCAAAGCGUAGGCAGUUGCAUUUAGAAUUAAAAAAGAACAUGCUAAUAAGGAUCCAGAAAUCCUCUUCUAGAUAUACGGAUAAACUGUCUACUGAUAACAAAUACGUUAAAGUAGUAUGCCGAAUAUCAUAUGCAAUAUUAAUUAUUUUAACAAUAUAGCUUCGUACUAUAUUAUUUCAUUUUAUAAUUACUUUUUUACAUACAUUAAAAUUAAAUUAUACCAGAAUUGAAUUCAAUUUACAUAUUAAUCAAAGAUUUAUUAAAUGCAAUGCGAAUUGCUGUCAGUAGACAUUUUCCAAAUUGUUACGGGUACACAAUUAUUGUUAUUUAAAGGAUUAUAGAUAUAUAUAUUCGUAUGUGCAUAUUUUACACAUUGCGAUAUACUCUUCAUCCAUAGAUUGCACAAGAUAUUUUGUACCCUGUAUUAGACGCGCACUCUGUUUCUAAAUCUCACUGUAACGGAUUAAAUAUAGCGUAUAUACACUUUAUAUAGACUUUAAGUACAUCUUAAAACAUAGAUUAUUAUCUAACGAUUUAGAUGUGACGAAACUCCACACUCAAUAUCGCGACCAACAGUUCUUAAUGAUGCUCAAUCGAGGCAUUAAUAGAUGAUUAAAGAGUUUGAUUUUACUCGACAAUCAAUAUAUUACGCGAUAUAUGUAUAUAUUAUUUCGAUACAUCUGUUCUCGCCCUGUAAUCCUUCCGUUGUCAAUUUUCGAAAAUCCACGACUCUAGAUAUAUCUAUAGAAACUUAAGAGGCUGCACAAUUUUCAUCUUCUUAACAAUUUCUUAAAUGUUAUACGCUUCGAUUAUAUCUCUCUUUCUCUAAUAUUAAAUUCGAAAUUUUUACAAAAACUAAAUGACAUGUUGUAACUUAUGAUUCACAAUCGUAUAAUUCAUGUAAUCAUAAUAAUUUAAAUAUCGUGCAAUCCACAUUGAAACAUUGAUCUCUCAUUUACUUUAUCGACGAUAUAAUCAAUUUAUAUUAACACAAUAUAUGUAUAAUAAACUGUCAACUUCAAUAUUUCAACUGGGAUUGCAUGAUGCCGUGGUUACGCGUACCAAAUUCCUGAACUAAUAGACAAGGAAAACAAGAAGCAAUUCUGCACACUUAAAAAGAUUAUACUGUUUUACUACUUGUUAUAUCUAUGAUAACUUUCCACCGAGUUUUCGCUUCUAGUUACUUGUAAUCGAUUGAGAAAUCCGUCGUGAAAAGAUCGAAAUUCUUCUUGUGCACAUUUGUAAUAAUCAAGUACUGUAAUUGCUCGUCUGUGUAAUAAAUCCUUUUUAUCUUUC